UCAGAGGCUCUCUGCAGUCUGCACUCUGAGAAACUCAAACUCUUCUGUCUGGACCAUCAGCAGCCAGUGUGUGUCGUCUGCAGAGAUUCAGAAAAACACAGCAACCACAGAUUCAGACCCGUCGAUGAAGCUGCACGACAACACAAGAAGGAACUUCAGGAAACUCUGGAGCCCUUAAAGGAGAAGUUAAAGGUUUGUGAACGAGUUAAAGUGAAGUUUGAUCAAACAGCAGAACACAUGAAGGUCCAGGCCCGACACACAGAGAGGCAGAUUAAGGAGCCGUUUAAGAAGCUUCAGCAGUUUCUAGAGGAGGAAGAGGAGGCCAGGAUGGCUGCACUGAGGGAGGAAGAGGAGCAGAAGAGUCAGAUGAUGAAGGAGAAGAUGGAGGCUCUGAGCAGAGAGAUAGCAGCUCUUUCAGACACAGUCAGAGCCACAGAGGAGGAGCUGAGAGCUGAAGACGUCUCAUUCCUGCUCAACUACAAGGCUGCAGUGGAAAGAGUCCAGCAGCGCCCCCUGCUGGAUGAUCCACAGCUGCCCUCAGGAGCUCUGAUAGACCAGGCCAAACACCUGGGCAACCUGACCUUCAACAUCUGGAACAAGAUGAAGGACAUGGUCUCCUACACUCCUCUCAUUCUGGACCCAAACACUGCAAAUCCAAGACUCAUCCUGUCUGAAGAUCUGACCAGUGUGAGACAAGGAGAGGAACAGCAGCUUCCUGACAAUCCAGAGAGGUUUGAUUAUUAUUACUGCUCUGUCCUGGGCUCUGAGGGCUUUAACUCAGGGACUCACAGCUGGGAUGUCGAGGUUGGAGACAGUACAGGCUGGUUACUGGGUGUGUCAGCAGAGUCUGUUCAGAGGAAGGGAGAUAACAUAAAGUCAGGAUUAUGGGUAAUAGUUUUCUAUGGAGGUAAAUACUCAGCAUGGUCACCAUCAGCUCCACUCACUGAUUUCAGAGUGCAGAAGAAGCUCCAGAGGAUCAGAGUGAAUCUGGACUGGAACAGAGGAAAGCUGUCGUUCUCUGAUCCUGAUACUAACACACACAUACACACCUUCACACACACUUUCACUGAGAGGAUGUUUGCAUAUAUUGAAACUUUGGAUGAGUUGAAGCUGUCAGCAGUGAAGGUCUGUGUGACAGUGGAACAGAGCAGUUAGAGAUAAAGAGGAUGAUUAUAUUCAUGAUGUAUUAUUAUUACUUUAUAUAUUAUAUAUCAUCCAGUCGCAAUGACAACUGUGAAAUCCUAACAAACAGUGAUUAGCUCAGUUGGUAGAGUUAGCUUACUUAGGUUACGUGUUUGAUCUGCACACCGGUCGACUAUAUUUUCUUUCCCUCUUUAACAAUUUAAUUAUGAAGACACUUUCACAUGCUCACUAUAAAGCAUGUGCCGCAGUGUGAGCGUUACAGCGUUUGAUCUGCAUCCAUCAACCUAAGGACGCUUGUUUUAACAAAGUGGAGAGGAGCCUUGACCCUCACCUGACUAUGCCUUUGUAAAUUUGCUUGUAUUAUGUGGUUUAUACUGGACUGUGGUGCAGAAACAGUGACAAAGUCAAACAUACUUGGUUUACAUUUUCCUGUUAUCUGUCAGUGGUCAUACUUUUACUCAUCCAAUACUAGAUGUGAUAGUUUUUGAGAUGUUCUUUGCUUUAGUCCAGAUGAGCCAUUAGUGAUGCUCAAACAUUAAUGCAUCAAUUAUAAUCUAGUGAUAAACUAUAUUAUUCUGUAAUGGGAGUUCUGUAUAAAAAAAAGACUAUAACCUUUGAUCCUGGUGCAGGACAACAACACAGUGGAAGAACAAUUCACUACACUGACGUAACUUACUACAAUCUAACUCUGUCAUACUAAAGUGUGGCAACAAACUAACUACUACUAACCGUUUUGUUAUCUUUCAGUACAUUUAGCUGUGCUCACAUAGCUGAAAACACUGGUGAUCUCAAAAGAUACACAAACAUCAGUAACUGAAAAGCAUGCAGGCGAGCUAUCAUUAUUAUUAUCAUGUAACGGGCAUGGAUUAGUUCAACCUCAGGCUGAUAAACAUAUUACUGUAACGUUGCAGUGGGAGUUUACCUGAGUCUCCAGCAUGUUGUGUGCAGCUGUCUCCAGGUGAGUCGGUCUCUGUGUGUCGGAUUUUGCUCCCUCAUGAGUUUGAGUGCUGCUCUGUGUAAAUCACUGCCGGCUCUUUCAAAAGGCCAGUCAUCUGAUGUCUGGGAUCUUUUUAAUACUACCAACUGCUAUUUUCCUCUGAAAAAGGUCCAACACUCUCCUGGCGUUUUGUUUCCUGGCGUCGUUUCAUGCUGUCAUUAGCUUCUCACCACAUUUGACUCAUUAAAUCAAAUAGUACUUUUGUCUUUCUGAGGUUUUGAAUCUGCUGCCUUCUUUCUUCCUCAGGUUUGUGACAGUCUACCAUAACAUGAUCCACCCUUUCUUGUUGCCCACUGCUGCCUGACUUAUGUUUGUCUGUUUUGAAUAAAGUGCUGUUUAGUCCAGUGUGUCCAGAUCUAAGUCUUCAUUGUCUCGUCUCUCCUGUUCCUUCCUUUCCUCUCUUCCUCCUGAUGUUUUCGCCACCUUUCCUUCAUGCUCUCUUUUAUAACGCUCUUGAUUUCUGUCUUUCUGAAGCAAACUACAUCAGUGUACUCACUUUUUGUGGCCUCCUCUGCAGACCUAUCUGCCAUUUCAUGUCCUUUGAUACCCAUAAAGACCUGACUGUGAGACCCAUCAUCUGAACUCUGCAUAAUGUUUGUUGUACUUUCUGUCUGAAUGACUGCUCUGUAAACUGGCUGCUGAUGAACUUGAGUCUGAACAAAUGAUCUCAGUGGUGUUAUUUCCUUUAUCCACUGCUCUGCUAAUAAACUUGUGAGCAUUA
Micropterus dolomieu (smallmouth bass) is the source of this 2861-nucleotide messenger RNA. Its product is annotated as nuclear factor 7, brain-like. The annotation marks the transcript as partial. NCBI's taxonomy places the organism in Eukaryota, Metazoa, Chordata, Actinopteri, Centrarchiformes, Centrarchidae. Gene Ontology annotation, molecular function: zinc ion binding; protein binding. The record is from RefSeq and is a predicted model, not a curated record. The transcript has a single exon.